GUGCUGUUAUUCAAUUUCAAGAUUUUUUUUUUUUUUUGUAUUAUUUUCCCUCUUUCUUUUCUCUUUCAAUAAGCAAAAAAAUAAAUAAACAAAAAUGGGGCUUUUAAAAUUGGGAAGCAUUUAUAAGAAGAAGAAUAAAAAGGAAUCCUCUGUUCCACCUGUACCUACUAAGCAAGCACCGCCUGCUGCCUUAGAUUUGAAUCUAAAUUUGAAUAGUUCGUCUUCCGUUGGUACUAGCAACUUUAACAAUCCUACAACAACGCCUGCUGGUUCAGGUAGUUUGUUCGAUGACAUUUUUGCCGAAUUAGGUACGAAACCAGUAGCAGCAACCUCCGCCGCAUCACCUGUCGAAUUAACAACAGGUCCCAAGCCAGCUGCCAAAGUUGCCAAAGAGUAUUCAGUGCUCGAUAACGAUUUCUCAUUGGCCCUUGCCCUCUCACAACAACUUGAAAUAGAACAAGAUAACACCAAAGGGACGACGGGCCCCACUAAACAAGGAAACAACAACAGUCAAAAAAAAAUAAACAGUAAUGUUACCCCUAGUUACCUUUUAGGGGGCGACAGCAUCUACAGUAAUUAUUUGAAGGGUUUAUCAGCGCUGGAUGACAACCAUAACAACAACAGUAGCUCAUUAUCUUCUUCCAUGUUCGAUUCGAUUCUUGGUAAGCCAACUAGCACUAGCACAAUCACUACAAAUACAGCACCAGUAGCGCCGACAAGCACUUUUGCCUCAUCCAACCACGUUUCACAAGUGGUAUUAGAUUCGGAUAUUUCGGAUUCUGAUGAAGACUCCAAAGUUUCAGACGACAGCGAGGAUGAAAAUCAUAAAGGAAGGCGACACCGUAUGACAAAAGGCGUACGACCUAUUAUGGAAAGACGUACACCCGAUAAUCCUGUUUUAGUGCAACGAAAAAUCGAUAAUUGGUCGAACCGCGUCGAUUCUGAAGCAAACACGGUGGAAUCAAAUGAGUCCAUGAUCUCUAGAAUGAAGGACAGACAUAGAAAUCAAGUGAAAUUAGCAGCUUUACGUAAUCAACAGCAACAACAGGAGGAAUAUAAUAUGAUGGGGUAUCCUCAACAUAUGGUUCCACAAGCUUAUGGACCCCCAUCGAUGAUGCCUAUCUCGCCUAUUUCGCCUACUGGCGGGCCCGUAUUACCACACCCAGGUUUAAUGAUGGAUCCUGCACAAAUGUAUUAUGCCAAUCCACAAUUAAUCCCCGUCAACAACAAUGAAUAUAUGGAAACCACCGUCAAAACACAGCCUCGUUCCGUGCCUUCUGCAUUUUUACCUAACCCUACACAUGUUACUUUAGCUAUUCCCCACCCACCGAAAGAAGAGACAGAAACACCCAAAGUAGUCUCCAGACCUCCUCUUCCUUCUCCUCCUCCUGUAAUGACACAAUCUAACAAUAGUCGUCCCAAUAGCAGCCAUGCACGACAAUCGACCGCACCACCAUCCUCCUAUGCAUCCUCCAAACCUAAUUCUUCUACUUCAACACUUGAACAAAUAGAAGAACAACAGUCUAGAAGCAGUGAAUCGCCGUUACCGAUGGAUACCCCUUCCCCUGUCUUGGUGGAAAUGAAUGCGGUAGCUGCAGAUGAGGCCGACUGUGAGAUUAGCGCCGAUGACGAAGCUACACCUCAUGCCGCCUUGCCCAGAAAAAAAAAGUCGACGAAAAAGUUGCGUCAAAAUUACGAGGAAAGUGCUACACGUGUUAUUGACUCGGGUUACACAGGUCCGACAGUAAGAUCAUCGCGAUCGACGCCUAAUCUAAAGAAGAAGAAGUCCAGCAGAAAUAGUAGCAGAAGAAACUCGCAGGACUUGACCAGCUCGCCUCCUUCCGAAAUGACUGUACCUACACCGCCUCCUGUGCCCAAUUCACCUUACUUGCAUUACCAUCAAAAUAACUCUGAAGAGAAUUUAUACAAUAACGGUGUGCCCCGCUCAAGCAGUCAGCAUCAAUUGCAUUACCAACAACAACAGCAAUUCAAUAAUCAGCAACACCGUCAAUCACUUCGACAUAUGAAGAGUGAACCUGAGUUGCCUAGAAGAUCAAAUAGUCAUACCACACAGCAGCAGCAACAGCAGCAACAAAAAUAUUACCAUCAGCAGCAACAAUUAAAUGCCGAAUGGGAGCGUAUGCAAAAUUACCAUCAACGUAAUUCUGUUAUGAAGCAUCCCCCUCCACCACCGCAACAACAACAACAGCAAAUGCCAUUUAUGCCAAUGUAUCCAAUGUAUUAUCCUAAUAAUAGCCAACAGAUGAUGAUGGUUGAUCCAAAUUAUCAACAACCACAACAAUAUGAUCCUUAUCAAGGACCUGCGUACAAUCAUAACAGUCAAGUGACAUACCAGCAACAGCAUCAACAUAAAAUGAACCAGCAUUAUCACUCUAGACAAUAGAUUUAUAACCCCCAUCCCCCAUCUUUUUUCAUAAAGCAAUAAAAAAAAAGUAUCCUUGU
Messenger RNA from Mucor mucedo, 2463 nucleotides. RefSeq lists its product as uncharacterized. The record is from RefSeq and is a predicted model, not a curated record. Bases 95 to 2404 code for a protein of 769 amino acids. NCBI's taxonomy places the organism in Eukaryota, Fungi, Mucoromycota, Mucoromycetes, Mucorales, Mucoraceae. The transcript has 2 exons.